This is a messenger RNA of Danio rerio (zebrafish), 2499 nucleotides long. RefSeq names its product olfactory receptor C family, q10 (gene olfcq10). Gene Ontology annotation, molecular function: G protein-coupled receptor activity. Gene Ontology annotation, cellular component: plasma membrane; membrane. The record is from RefSeq and is marked provisional. NCBI's taxonomy places the organism in Eukaryota, Metazoa, Chordata, Actinopteri, Cypriniformes, Danionidae. Gene Ontology annotation, biological process: G protein-coupled receptor signaling pathway.
AUGGUUAGUUCAGGUACCUGUCAGCAACAAGGACACUUUACAUUAAAUGGGAUGCACCAGGAUGGAGACUUUGUCAUUGGUGGUCUUUUUGAGAUUCAGAGGUACCUGAAAGUAUACCCUGAGAUAAGUUUCAGAACGCAGCCAAAUCUACCAAACUGUGAACUCUUUUACAUGACAAGCUUCCAGCAGGCAUUAACAAUGGUUUUUGCCAUCAGUGAGAUUAAUAGCAAUCCCAACCUGCUGCCUAACAUCACACUUGGUUACCAGAUCUAUGACAACUGUUUAAGGCUUGGAGUGGCAUUUCGGGCAGCUACAGCUCUGAUAAGUGGGACAGAAGAGACCAUCUCUGACCUCAACUGUAAAGGCCCACCACCAGUUAUUGGACUCAUAGGUGAUCCAGGAUCUACACAUUCUAUUGCAAUUUCCAGUGUUCUGGGGCUUUUUCGGCUGCCUAUGAUUAGCUACUACGCCACUUGCUCUUGUUUAAGUGACAAGAAAAAGUACCCCUCCUUCUUCAGAACAAUUCCAAGUGAUACCUUCCAGGUGCGAGCUAUGGUUCAGACCUUGAGGCAUUUUGGCUGGACCUGGGUUGGUCUGAUUUACAGUAAUAAUGACUAUGGUAUCUACGCAGCUCAGUCCUUUCAUCAAGAAAUGCAGUUGUUUGGACAUUGUGUUGCUUUUUCUGAAAUCCUGCCCCAAGAUAACAACCCCAGAGUUAUUGAUCACAUUAUGGGAGUAAUUCAGGCCUCUACAGCUAGAGUAGUGGUUGUUUUUUCAGCUUCAUCUGUAUUGAUACCUUUAAUGAAUGAGGUGGUGUUACAGAAUUUGACAGGCAGGCAGUGGAUAGCGAGUGAAGCCUGGGUCACCUCAGCUGUAUUUCGCACACCAUAUUUCCAGCCCUUUCUAAAAGGAACGUUGGGCAUUGCUAUUAGGCGUGGAGAAAUCCAGGGCCUUCAUAGUUUUCUGUUACGUCUUCAUCCCAAGAGUGACCAAAGAAAUAAUAUAGUGAGGAUAUUCUGGGAGACCAUGUUCGGGUGCAGUUUUGAAACUGGGGAUGAAGUGACAUUUGUUCAACAAAUGAAAAAGGUGUGUACAGGACAGGAGGACCUGAGCAUCACAAACACACCUUACACUGAUGUUUCAGGAUUGAGAGCACCUUAUAAUGUGUAUAAAGCAGUUUAUGCCCUGGCCCAUGCACUUCAUGACCUGAUGCAGUGUAAAGAGAAGAGAGGACCACUCAGUGAGAACAGCUGUGCUGACAUAACUGAUCUAAAACCCUGGCAGCUGGUUCCCUACCUAAAAAAAGUGAAUUUUACCACAGGCUUUGGGGAUCCUGUGUCAUUUGACAAUAAUGGAGAUGCUCUUGCCAUUUAUGAUGUUCUGAACUGGCAGCCGAGCUCUGAAGAAUCAAUUAAACUUCACACUAUUGGUGUAGUAAAUGAUGAGGUGGCAACAGGAAUGGCCCCACGGUCUGUGUGCAGUGAGAGCUGUCCCCCAGGCACCAGAAAAGCCAUGAGGAAGGGCUUUCCUGUCUGCUGUUUUGACUGCCUGACAUGUGGAGAUGGUGAAAUUUCUAACACAACAGAUGCUAUUAAGUGCACAGUUUGUCCAGAUGAAUUUUGGUCCAAUUUUAAUAAAGAUCAGUGUGUUCCUAAAGAAAUAGAGUUUCUAUCAUAUGAAGAUCCUCUAGGCAUCUCUCUGACCACUGCAUCCUUGCUAGGAACCUGCUUCUGUGCUCUUGUGAUGAUAAUCUUUACUUUUCACCGUAACACUCCUAUAGUACGUGCCAACAAUUCAGAGCUCAGCUUCCUGCUGCUUUUGUCACUCAAACUGUGUUUCCUGUGUGUGCUGCUGUUCAUUGGUCAGCCACAGUUGUGGACGUGUCAAUUAAGACAUGCUGUGUUUGGCAUAAGUUUUGUCUUGUGCAUCUCCAGCAUUCUGGUCAAGACUAUGGUGGUGAUAGCUGUGUUCAACUCCUCUCGGCCGGAGGGCACAGGAGCAAUGAAAUGGUUUGGAGCAGCUCAACAAAGAUGUACAGUUCUAGUCCUCACAGCCCUCCAAGUAGUAAUAUGUGCUGUCUGGCUAUCAACUUCUCCUCCAACACCACAUAAAAAUAGCCAGUAUGUCCGCUCUAAAAUAGUCUAUGAAUGUGCCAUUGGCUCAGUGGCUGGGUUUUCUUUGCUGCUGGGAUAUAUAGGAUUGUUGGCAGCAAUAAGCUUUCUACUAGCCUUCCUGGCAAGAAAUCUUCCAGAUAAUUUUAAUGAGGCAAAGUUUAUCACUUUUAGCAUGUUAAUCUUCUGUGCUGUAUGGAUUGCAUUUGUUCCAGCAUAUGUGAGCUCUCCAGGAAAAUAUGCAGUGGCUGUGGAGAUAUUUGCUAUCGUAGCUUCUAGUUUUGGAGUGCUGGUGGCCAUAUUUGCCCCAAAGUGUUACAUAAUCAUUUUACAUCCAGAAAGAAACACUAAAAAAGCCAUCAUGGGAAGAGAAACCAAAAAUAAUUAA